Molecule: messenger RNA, 549 nt
Organism: Metarhizium brunneum ARSEF 3297
Lineage: Eukaryota; Fungi; Ascomycota; Sordariomycetes; Hypocreales; Clavicipitaceae
Gene: DPH4
Product: Diphthamide biosynthesis protein
Source: RefSeq, a predicted model, not a curated record
AUGAGCCCGCCACAGCCCCCAACACAUUAUGAGAUCCUCAACCUCACGCCCUCCAUCAUCGACGAGUCACCAGACGCCGCCAAACUCAUAAAGAAGGCCUACCACAGAGCCUUGCUCCGCAACCACCCCGACAAAACCAUCUCACACGCCAACACUCCACCGGGAGCACUAUUCUCAAUAGACCAAAUCACCACCGCGUUCACGGUCCUCUCUUCCCCCCGGCAACGCACAGAGUACGACACCAAACUCCGUCAGGCUCAGACGUUUUCCGGCGCCGCUGGACCGGAUUCAGCGCAGAGGUUUCAGACGGGCGUUGAGAAUGUAGAUUUGGACGAUUUGCCGUACGACGAGGCCAAGGAGCGGUGGUACAGAUCAUGUCGGUGUGGGAACCUGAGGGGCUAUUUGUUUGAGGAGGAAGAUCUGAUAGAGGUUGAGGAUGAGGGUGAGCUGAUGGUGGGUUGUCAGGAUUGUAGUUUGUGGCUACGGGUUCAUUUUGCCGUGGUGGAUGAUGUUAUACCUGUAGAUGAAGAUCCAAUAGAUCAAAGUUGA